This is a messenger RNA of Staurois parvus, 750 nucleotides long. The record is from the annotation of a GenBank genome assembly. Lineage: Eukaryota; Metazoa; Chordata; Amphibia; Anura; Ranidae.
CAUGUUCCACCAUCUGCAGCCUCUCCCCCCGAUUCCCCCUCCCUUUACUUAUUUGCAGGGUUAACAUGUACUGAACAAAAUUUCAUCACCAAGGCUUCCUUUCAUCAAGCUGCAUCUGAACAUGGACUGAUCAUAGUGGCACCUGACACCAGCCCACGUGGCUGCAAUAUUGAUGGAGAAGAAGAAAGUUGGGAUUUUGGUACUGGUGCUGGCUUCUAUGUUAAUGCCACUGAGGAUCCAUGGAAAACAAACUAUAGAAUGUAUUCUUAUGUAGUGGAAGAGCUGCCACAGCUCAUAAAUGGAAAUUUUCCAUCAGACCCAGACAGGAUUUCUGUUUUUGGACAUUCUAUGGGGGGCCACGGUGCUUUAAUCUGCGCACUGAAGAACCCUGGGAAAUAUAAGACUGUCUCGGCAUUUGCACCAAUUUGUAAUCCUGUACAGUGCCCAUGGGGUCAGAAAGCAUUCAGUGGAUAUUUGGGUUCUGACACGAACAAAUGGGAGGCAUAUGAUGCAACGCAUCUGGUGAAGACUUAUUCAGGAUCCCAGCUAGACAUAUUAAUUGACCAAGGGAAGGAUGACCAGUUCCUCUCUGCAGGGCAGCUAUUGCCUGACAAUUUUAUUGCAGCUUGUACUGAACGAAAAAUCCCUGUGGUCUUUAGACUGCAAGAGGGCUAUGAUCAUAGCUACUUCUUUAUUACUACGUUUAUAAAUGAUCACAUCAAACACCAUGCAAAAUAUCUGAAUGCCUGA